Molecule: messenger RNA, 4448 nt
Organism: Musa acuminata AAA Group (dessert banana)
Lineage: Eukaryota; Viridiplantae; Streptophyta; Magnoliopsida; Zingiberales; Musaceae
Product: pentatricopeptide repeat-containing protein At5g56310-like
Exons: 2
Coding region: 1751-3298 (515 amino acids)
Molecular function (GO): protein binding
Source: RefSeq, a predicted model, not a curated record
ACCGUUCCUCCUCCUCCUCCUUCCCUCUGCCGCCUGGAUACCGGCCCUUCUCCUUUCGAUUCUUCUCCUCCUCCUCUUCCCAGUUGUCGAAGGCUGCCGCCGACAAGUAAUCCCUCCAUCACCUAUGCCUACCCUCUGCUGUUUAUCUUUGAAGCUGCGUUGAAUGUCUCUCGAAACAUGGAGGAAAAAGGCAGCUACAACCAGUAUUUCCUGCCUCAUACUUGCCACAUUCAAAUUGGUUUUAGUUGAUCUGUUUGCAUUGGUGACAUCAGUUUUUCACGACUUUUUAUCUUUAGGUGUGGAUAUUUAUGCUUCCUCGCUAUCUCUGGUGCACGCUGUUUCGUUAACCAUGGUUUGGACAACGAUGAUGAACCCUACAGACCUGUAAUGAUUAUUGCAGAUAUGAUUGCAUAAUCAAAGAACAUCUAAGGGACUGAGUUGUCAACCUCGCAAGCUGUUUUAAGACGCUGGAGUGAUGUCAGGUUCCAAAAUAAUGACUUUUCUUGUAUUCCAAAACAACGGACAGCGAUGAUGAGCCUACAGUCCUGUAAUGAUCAUUGCUGAUAUGAUUGCAUAACAUCUAAGGGACUGAGUUGUCAACCUCACAGGCUGUUUUAAGAUGCAGGAGGAUUUUAUAUCUAAUCUAGGGCUUUUUUUCUUGAAAUGUUUGCAUAAUACAAUGAUGUCAGCUUCCAAAAUACUGACAUAUGUAUUUGAAAAUAAUGGACAAUGAUGUAAUGAUUACAGAUAUGAUUGCAUAGUCAAAGAACAUCAAGGGACUGAGUUGUCAACGUACAGGCUGUUAAAAUGCAAUGAGUUUUCUUUAUAUCUCAUCUAUUGUUUUUUUGCUUCAUAUGGUUGUGUAAUGAAAUUGAUCUAUGAUAAUGCCAGGUUCCAAAAGAAUGGCUUUUCCUGUAUUUCAAAUUAAUAGACAACAAUGAUGAACCCUACAGACCUGUAAUGAUUAUUGAAGAUAUGAUUGCAUAAUCAAAGAACAUCUAAUGGACUACGUUGUCAACCUUGCAAGUUGUUUUAAGAUGCGGGAGGUCUUUAUGUUUCAUCUAGUGGUUUUUUUAAAUGUUUGUGUAAAUUAAAUUUAUCUAAAUGAUGUUAGAUUUUAAAAUAAAUAAUGGACAACGAUGAUGAGCCUACUAGACCUGUAAUGAUUAUUGCAGAUAUGAUUGCAUAAUCAAAGAACAUCUAAGGGACUGAGUUGUUAACCUUGCAAACUGUUUUAAGAUGCAUGAGGUUUUUCUCUUGAAAUGUUUGCACAAAUAAAUUUAUCUACACUGAUGUCAGGUUCUAAAACAAUGGUUUUUCCUGUAUUCUUUUAACAUUUUGCAUCGUUACUUGGUCACUGAGGAUUAUCCCUUUUUCAAAAGUAAUCUUUUUCUUGUUAUCAUGUCCAUCAGUUAUCUGUUGCAUGUCUCACAUAUGCUAUCCAAGGAUCCCAGCUUGCCCUUCCCAUACAGUCUUGGCUGCUUGUUCAGGUGGUGGCUAAUGGGAUUGCAGAAACAAUACAUCGUUUUGACAAGCAGGAACAAGAAUUCUCUUCAUGAGGGCAGUGGUUGAUUUGUUCACCUAUAGCCACUUUUAAUUAGUCUUGCAAAACCCUAGACAUUGGACAUUCUGAUUUAGUUUGUUUCAGGUUGUCCUGUGAGAUCAUGUCAUUAGAGUUGAAGUCAUUUCACAUAAUACAACAAGAAAACUGCCAAUUUUAGAUGUCUGGGAGAACUUUCUGGUCUAAAGGAUGCUCAGCUUGUCCUCUCUUGCUUCUUGGAAACCAUACUCAAGAGAUCUACAGCAGCAUUUGUUCUUGAUGCUUCAAGGAUGCAAGAGCAUGAAGCAACUUACUCAGUUGCAUGCAAAAUUGGUGGUUAAUGGCUUCUCCUGCAAGAAUGUCCUCAUCACCAAGCUUCUCUCCUGCUGCAUUGUGUCAGGGAAUAUAACAUAUGCAUCUCUAGCUUUUGACCAGGUUGAGGAACCAAACACCACCCUCUGCAACCAAAUGAUCAGGGCAAUUUUUCAUGGAGAUAUGCCAGAGAGCUCCUUUAGCAUCUACAAUUGGAUGAGAAGAAGAGGGAGGACAGAUACGCUGCAGCCCAAUGGUUUCACAUAUACCUUCCUCCUCGCUGCCUGUGCUAAGGCCGGGCCAAAUUUCUUGCCACAAGGGGAGCAAUUGCACUGUAGAAUCAUUUCUGGUGGCUUUGAUUCCAGUGUGUACAUUCAGACUAAUUUAAUAAAUAUGUAUGCUGCCUCUGCCACCAUGAGAGGUGAGUCUAUCGCUAAAGCUCAUAAGGUAUUCGAAGAGAUGCCCCAGAGAAACAUUGUGUCAUGGAACACCAUGUUGGCUGGAUAUAUGCAAUCUGGGGAUGUGCCGACGGCAUUUAGGUUCUUCGAUGACAUGCCUGCUAAGGACAAAGUGUCGUGGACCACCAUGAUUGCAGGUUGUGCGCAGGCCGGUAAGAGUGGUCAGGCACUCACUCUAUUUAGUCAGAUGAGGAUAUCUCAAGUAAAACCUGAUCAAGUUACAAUGAUCGCUGUCCUGUCAGCAUGUGCAUAUUUGGGAGACUUGGAAUUGGGACGUUGGAUCCAUGCACUCGUCUGCAAUUUCUGGCAUGGAAGAGAAUGUCUGGUGAAUCUGAAUAAUGCACUCAUCCACAUGUAUGUUAAAUGUGGAGCUAUUGAUGAUGCAUUUCAGGUCUUCACCGAGAUGCCUCGUAAAAGCACUGUCACGUGGACGACCAUGAUCGCAGGCCUUGCAACCCAUGGUUAUGGUGAUCAGGCACUAGAUCUAUUCCAAAGAAUGCAGUGGAAGGGAUCAGAAAAUGAGAAGCCAGAUUGGUUGACCUUUAUUGCGGUUCUAUGUGCCUGCAGUUACACGGGUAGGAUUGACAAGGGGCUUUGCUACUUUGAGCAGAUGAUUUCAAUGUAUGGAAUCAGACCAAAAAUACAACACUAUGGAUGCAUUGUUGACAUGCUCAGCCGUGCAGGUCACUUGAACAAAGCCCAAGAGCUGAUUAAAAUGAUGCCAGUGGAGCCUAAUUCUGCUAUCUGGGGAGCCUUGCUUGGUGGCUGUUGGAUACAUAAGGAUGAUAAACUUGCAGGCCAGGUGAUCCACAGAAUUAUGGAACUAGAACCAGACCAGGUGGCUGGCCACCUUGUCUCUGUAUCCAAUUUGUAUGUUGCAUCUAUGAAGCGAGGUGAUAGUCAAAUGUUCAGGGAUAUGAUGUUGGAAUUGGGCAUUAGAAAGCCUGCUGCUUGCAGCUUAAUAUAUGCAAAUGGGUCUAAUUCAUGACUUCUUGGCUGAUAACUGGAGCUUCCAUCUUUGUUCAGCACAUCAAGUAUUUCAUCGGAUGCCGCCAAUACCGGUGAUCGGGCAAGAGGCAGCUCAUGACUUUCUAAUGCACAAUGUCUGGUCCAUUUCUGGUGCUAGCGCACAAAAUUGGUAAUCUAAAUGAAGAGAUUGUCAAACUACAUAGAGCCAUGAGGAGUUUUUGUUCCAAAGGUUUGCUUACCUUGUUUCUAGACUCCUAUCUGUUUACUCUUGGCAUUGUCUACUCUUUCCUUGUAUUAUUUGCUGUUUAAUUGUCUUGCCUGUGGCCCUGUGCAAGGGACAUUUUCUCUGGCUUGUUGUUCUGGUCAGUUAGGAUGGCUGGUGAUAUUUGUUGGGAUUAGCUACUGCUAACAAAGUGUGUCCAAUCCUUGAACUGAAAGUAAUAUAUUUAUCCAUUUAUUUUGAAAUGUACAUCUAAAAACAAAAAAAAACUCAAUUCACCAUUUGUAUGCUAAAGAAACAGGGUUUUUAGAUCAAAAUUCUGAAGCAAGCAUUUUGACAAAGGAUAGGUUGUCUGUACUAGAGAGGAUGGUGCUCUCAUCUUGUCUCAUUUUUUGUUCCGUUGAAGAUUUGGUCCAUUCUAAUUCCAACGACACAAUUUUAUUGGACACCUGUAUUUGGUUGUCUGGAUUACAGAGGUCGGAAGAUUGAUGCACCUUUGUGCAAGAUGCUAUUUGGUUGUCUUGAUGUUUAGAGUUGUAAUUUUUUUCUUGGUAGUCAGGUCAUUGAGGAACAUGUAUCAAUUGCAAUUCUUGCUAGGUAGUUGCCUUUAUAAUCUUUGUGGAUUAUUUUUAUUGUUAUUGUUACUUUUAUGUUUAUUUGGGGGUGUUGUUGUGUUUUCUCCAUUAACUUGAUGAGCCACUAUCGAACAGCAAUGAUGUCUACAGAAACAUACAAUUGGAUCUUUGGAGUGUUUUAAGGUGGCCAGUUGUGAUCGAUGUAGGCUGUCUAUUAUUUCAGUAAGCAUUUGUAUUUCAUCUAGAACUUAGCUGGCUUCUGUUUCUACCAUGACUUGGUACUUUUUCCUUUGAAGUGUUCUGUAUAUGAUAUAGUGAAUGUAAUGACUUUUUGUUGCUUAGUCUGAUCAUUGAAGAUUUAUUUUCAUUCCCAA